Racocetra fulgida is the source of this 535-nucleotide messenger RNA. NCBI's taxonomy places the organism in Eukaryota, Fungi, Glomeromycota, Glomeromycetes, Diversisporales, Gigasporaceae. The record is from the annotation of a GenBank genome assembly.
CAUGAACGAAGAAUUAGGAACGAACAGUUUGAAGAGGAGGAGGAAGAGGACGAUGAUUUUGAGGAAUUAUCUUUGAGAAGUGACAAUGAUACAAAAAUAGUCAAAGAUAUCGAUAAGCCGUCAAUGCAAAAUGGAAAUUAUAUGAACACAGGGAAUGAUCAAUCCAGUGCAGCAAUGAUGAUAGAUAGUUCACCGAGAAAUGGUUCCAUUAGUAUUAAUGAAACAAAUGAUAUGGACGAAGGACCAAAUAAUUCCACAAGAGCGUCUGUGGACCAACGCAUACAAAUAUCAGAUGAGGAAAGGGAACAGUUGAGAGCCGACCUUGUUGAUAUUAUGAGAGAAAGGUUUUUCGCUGGAAACGAUCCAGAUUUCGAUUACGACGCAGUGGAUUUUAAUGAAGAAUACGAUGAUCUUAAUGUUGAAGAACAGGAAAUCCAUGAAAAUCGGGCCAGUGGACGAAAACGAUCUAUAAUUAAUAGCAGUUUCAUUAAAGCGAUUGUAAAGGAAAGGAUUAUCUUAGCAUUAGUUUUUGAAA